Oryctolagus cuniculus (rabbit) is the source of this 1052-nucleotide messenger RNA. NCBI's taxonomy places the organism in Eukaryota, Metazoa, Chordata, Mammalia, Lagomorpha, Leporidae. The record is from RefSeq and is a predicted model, not a curated record.
CAAAGUGUUGCAUAAGGCAAAGAGACGUUAAACUGGAGGAAAGAGAGCCUGCCAUGUUCUGGGAAAGACACAGUUAUCAUCAUUGCACAUAUCAUGCUUGGUGACAAGAUGAACUUGGGAGAAAAGAGGUCUGCCAGAGCCUGACGCCUCCAAGCCAUAAAAAUCAUCAAUGGCUUCCCAAGAAGUUGAUAAAGCAUUGCCGGAGACAGCCUCAGCAGCUGGUUUCCCAGGCAGCCCGGAACCAGAGGGAGUGAGUACUUCUUCAUACCAGUCCAUUGAAGAGUCAAACAUUUAUCAGAAGGGAGAACUACAAGCCCUUGGGGCCAUCCAGAUCCUGAAUGGAGCAAUGAUUCUGGCUCUGGGUGUUUUUCUGGCCUCCUUACAAUACCUGUCCCAUGCGUUCAGGCACUUCUUUUUCUUUACCUUCUACACAGGCUAUCCGAUAUGGGGCGCUGUAUUCUUUAUUAGUUCAGGAUCCUUGUCUGUUGCAGCUGGGAGGAAACCCACAAGAAUGCUGAUGCAGAACAGUUUUGGGAUGAACAUUGCCAGUGCUAUAAUUGGACUAGUUGGAGUUGUUUUUCUCUCAUUGAAUUUAGCAAUUAAUAGCAACUCACUCAAAAGUUGUCAGUCCUCACAGUCACUGGACUUAUGCAUUUACAUGGGUUCCACAUCAAAUGGCCUGGUAUCUCUCAUGCUCAUCCUCACCUUGCUGGAACUGUGCAUAACCACCUCUAUCUCAAUCAUGUGGUCCAAAGCGAAGUGCUGUGCUUCAAGACCACAGAUUUCUUCACCUUCCGAUUCUGUGGAAUCAGGAAUACCUCCUGAUGAAAGCCAUCCUGAUGAAUACUCAAGCUAAAGUUGCUAAAGUCUCCAAUGAGUAGGAUAUUCAUCCAAGAACUCAAGAGAACAUGAACCUGUAAAACUCAAUCCUCCUAUGAUAGCACCAAUCAUGAGAAACGUGGACCUCUAACUCAAUCUUCCUUAUCUUAAUUGUAAAUUCUAUUUUCAUGCUCUGAGUAUGGGAGGACAAAUAUAAUCCUUUAGGCAUUCUU